Messenger RNA from Schistocerca cancellata (South American locust), 7106 nucleotides. RefSeq names its product Down syndrome cell adhesion molecule-like protein Dscam2. Gene Ontology annotation, cellular component: plasma membrane; axon. The record is from RefSeq and is a predicted model, not a curated record. The transcript has 36 exons. Gene Ontology annotation, molecular function: protein binding. Bases 1 to 5556 code for a protein of 1851 amino acids. NCBI's taxonomy places the organism in Eukaryota, Metazoa, Arthropoda, Insecta, Orthoptera, Acrididae. Gene Ontology annotation, biological process: axon guidance; cell-cell adhesion.
AUGCAACUGGACACAAGCGUGUGCCGUGGGCAGCUGGGUGUGCAGGCGCCAGUGCUGGUUCAGGAGCCGCCUGCUCAGCUGCGCUUCUCCAACUCCACAGGAGCACAGCUCAGUUGUGCAGCAAGAGGCAGCCCAGUACCAGAUGUCAUCUGGUUGCAUUCAGAUGGCUCACCAGUGACUGCAGUACAUGGACUCAGGCAACCGCUGGCGAACGGCACGCUGCACUUCCCCCCUUUCCGUGCAGAGGACUACCGGGAGGAAGUACACUCCACCACGUACCGCUGCCGCGCGUCCAACCUGGCUGGUGCUGUCCGCAGCAGAGACGUCGCCUUACGCGCCGUGGUGCGGCAGGACUACGAGGUGCAGGUGUACCGAGCGCAUGCGCUGCUGGGCAACACGGCGGUGCUGCGCUGCGUCAUCCCGCCCUUCGUCCGGGACGACGUCUCCGUCUCCUCCUGGUUCCGGGACGACACCAUCAUCCUGCCGGGCACCCACGAUGCAGGUGGCGGCCGCUUCGUGGUGACGAGCACCGGGGACCUGCUGGUGAGGCGGGCGACGGCGGCGGACGCCUCCUCCCGCUACAGCUGCCUCACGCUGCACGCACUCACCGGGGAGCGGCGCAGGAGCAGCCCGGCGCAGCUGCUCACAGUCACAGAAGCCACGGGAGGCAUGCCGCCCCGGCUGACGCAGCGGUCAUCCACGUCGCUGGCGGUGGCGGAGGGCCGUGACGUCACACUCAGCUGUGCAGCGCAGGCCAACCCGGCCCCGACAUUCACGUGGUGGCACGAGUCCGGAACACCUGUGGGGUCCUCAGGCCGCGUGUGGGCGUCUCAGGAGGCGCUGCACAUCCUGGGGGCGCGCCCGGAGGACGCCGGCAGGUGGGAGUGUCGAGUAAACAACGCCUUCGGCGAGCAGCGGGUGCACGCCUCGCUGCAAGUCACAGCGCCGCUGCAAGUACACGUCACGCCACACCUGCUGGUGGUGAACUCCGGCGAGCCGGCGACGUUCAACUGCUCGGUGUCGGGCUCCCCCGUGGCCGGCGUGGAGUGGCUGCACAACGCGGAGCCGCUGGCCGCCGGCCGCGCGCGCCUUUUGUCGCCGCUAGUUCUGCACGUCGCCGCUGCGACGCGCGCGCAUCGCGGCGUCUACCAGUGCGUCGCCAGGGGAGACGAGGACAGCGCGCAGUCCGGCGCCGAGCUGCGGCUCGGAGACACGGUGCCGGAGCUGCAGUGGACGUUCAUGGAGCAGGCCCUCAGUCCAGGGCCGCCGGUUUCUCUGCGCUGCUCCGCCGCCGGAAGUCCGCCCCCGCAGUUCACCUGGUACCUCGACGGCCAGUCGCUGACUGCUGCACAAGUGGGACACAGAUACACAAUCGGGCAGUAUGUGGAUCAGCGAGGCGACGUCGUAAGCCACGUCAACAUAUCCUCCGUGCGGGUCCAAGAUGGCGGCCUCUACACGUGCAGUGCUACCAACUCCAUGGGCACCGUCUCCCACGAGGCCAGGCUCAAUGUUUACGGCCCGCCGUACGUGCGCCAGCUGCCGCAGGCGGUGCGCGCCGUGGCCGGCGGGCCGGCGCUGCUGCGCUGCCCGUACGCCGGCUACCCCGUGGCGGACGUCUCGUGGGAGCGCCGGGGAACCUCCGUGUCGGCCGGCCUGCGCCACGAGCUGCGCGACGGUGGCGCCGCGCUGCGCAUCCUGCGCGUCGACCCGGCGGCCGACGCGGGCGCCUACGUCUGCAAGGUGCGCGGCGCCGCGGGCAAGCUCGUCCGCGGGGAGCUGCUGCUGGCCGUCACGCGUCCGCCUGUGGUUGCGCCAUUUAUCUUCCCAACCGAUCUCCAGGAAGGGGCAAGAGCCCAGGUCAGCUGUGCCGUGUCUUCAGGUGAUCUGCCCAUAAGGUUCUCCUGGCUCAAGGACAAUGCACCAAUUCCAAAAUCUCUGCAGGUUAUUGAAAAAGAAGGAGGUGACUUCUUCAGCCUUCUAGUGUUUAACAAGGUCACUUCACAACACAGCGGUGUGUACACCUGUCUAGCUUCCAACACGGCUGCUACAGUCAACCAGUCAGCACAGCUCCAGGUUAACGUUGCACCACAGUGGUUAAAAGAACCUCAGGAUACAUCUACGCUGGAGGGCAAUUCCCUGUCCGUUCACUGCCAGGCACACGGAUUUCCUCAGCCAACUAUCUCCUGGUUCCGUGGCAUAGGUGGAAAAGCGACCGAUUUCCAACCACUGGUCCAUACUCCACCACACGUUAAACUGUGGGAAAAUGGAACGUUGUCAAUACAAGCGGCAUCCUCGGACGAUGAGGGAUUCUACCUAUGUCGUGCUGACAACGGGAUUGGUGACGGCAUCAGCAAGAAUGUACAGGUUUCAAUCAAUGAACCAGUUAGUUUUGAUGUGGUGGAGAAGACUGCCACUGCUCGACGUGGUGAUCAGGUAAUGUUACAGUGUGAUGUCAGAGGAGACCAUCCUAUUCAGGUUGACUGGCUCUUCAAUGGACAACGGUUGCAUCACAGUUACAGGUUAAGUGUGUCAGAAAUCAAGACAGACAGAGGUAUUUCAUCAAAACUGAUCAUAAGUAAAUCUAACAGAGAGGACUCUGGUCUUUACAUCUGUCAGGCAGGCAAUGUCUUCGGUCACAGUGAGCUGUUAAUUCAUUUGGCUGUACAAGAACCACCUGAUCCUCCACUUGAUAUUGAAGUGACUGAAAUUAACAGUAGGUCAGCUCAUUUGUCAUGGCACAAACCAUUUGAUGGCCAUAGUCCACUGACAGGAUAUCUAAUACAGUACAAACGAGGAAUCAGCCUUGCUAAUGAUUGGCAGCAUGCAGAUGUUGUCAACAUCUCUAUUCCCACAGGUCUGGGUAACUUAAGAACAAAAAAUGUUGAUUCUAAAAGAAUGGCAGUUAUAAGGAACUUACAUCCAGCAACUACCUACCAGUUCAGAAUGCUUGCCAUGAAUGCUAUUGAAUCCAGUGCCUUCACAGACCCACUUACUGUAAAAACCCAAGAAGAAGCUCCAGUUGGACCACCUCAGGAUGUACAUGCUGAAAUUAUUAAACCUGAUGAACUGCUCAUUACCUGGAAGCCACCACUCCGUGACACUUGGAAUGGAGAUAUAUUAGGAUAUAUUGUUCACUGGGGCCUUCAUGGAACUGUGAACCCUGAGUCAAACAAUACAGAUUCACGCACGGUUCGAGGCCUUACAAAUACGGAGAUACUACUGAAACAGCUGAAGAAAUUCACAAAAUACGAUAUAUAUGUCCAGGCAUUCAAUAGCAUUGGGCCUGGUCCAAAAUCACAUCCUGUCCCCGUGACUACUCAAGAAGGAGUUCCAGAGGCAGCACCACAGGAAAUGGCAUGUUAUCCUUUGUCAUCACAAAGUAUGAAAAUCAGUUGGUCUCCCCCUCCUGCACAACAGCAUGGAGGCAUUAUCCGAGGCUACAAACUCAUCUACAGACCAGUUAUUUCUGACUCAAGACCUCGAACUACUGGAAAUGAAGUAAAGAGAACAACUGGAUUUGAAACAUAUUUACAUGGACUUCAAAAAUUCACAAAUUACUCAGUGCGAUUACUGGCUUACACAAAUGCAGGAGAUGGGGUACUGAGCAGCCCAAUCUUUUGUACAACUGAACAAGAUGUUCCUGGCCCACCAGCUGCCAUGAAGGCCUUCUCAUUAACAUCUGAUUCAAUUCUGGUUUCUUGGCUGCCUCCAGAGAAUCCUAAUGGCAUAAUUACACAGUAUACCAUUUACUGCAAUGGUAAACACCAUCUUUCUAAGCCUAUGAAAUUUCAAGUGGGAGCUACUACAUUUGUCCAUGAAGUUCGGGGGCUGAGGGAGCUGGAGCAGUUUGAAUUCUGGGUGACUGCCUCUACUUCUGUAGGAGAGGGAGAAAGUCCAAAGCCAGUUACUCAGGCUCCAAAUUCUAGAGCUCCAGCCCGUAUUGCGUCCUUUUCCCAGGUGUUAUAUAUUCCACUGAAGAUGAAUGCUGUUCUAAACUGCAUUGCUGUUGGAAAUCCUACUCCAAGCAUCCGUUGGCUUUAUAAGAAGAAAACCAUGAAAUCUAGUCCAGGAUUUACUAUAUUACAGGACUCACUCAAAAUUGCAAAGCUGGAAAAGAGAAAUGAAGGAAACUACUCAUGUGUAGCAAAGAACUUGUUUGGUGAGGAUCAAAUUAUGUAUCAGAUUAUUGUGCUGCUACCUCCUGAAUCUCCAAUACUUGAAGUUGUUGACUCAGAUCAUAAUAGUUUUGAAAUGAAGUGGAUGAUACCAAAAGAUGGAGGCACUACUCUUCAAGGCUAUGUGCUGAACUACAAACAUGAGCAUGGAAGUUGGGAAGAAGUACUCUUGGAAGCUGAAAGAACCUCUCACAUUCUGAAAAAUUUGCGUUGUGGUGGCACAUACCAGGUUUACAUCACAGCACAUAAUAAUGUGGGAAGUAGUCAUCCAAGUCCUACAGUUACUGUUAUAACCAAAGGCACCAGACCAAAGAUCCCAAACUACAAAAGCAUGGUCACAUCAAAUGCUACUUCUCUUUCCUUACAUCUGCAAACUUGGCCAGAUGGUGGAUGCCCAAUUUUGUACUUCGUUGUUGAAUAUCGAAUUUUGAAAAGCAAUGCCAAAUGGAUUUUGAUCAACAAUAGUGCACCUUCAAGAAACUUCUUAAUAAGAGACCUUCAGCCAGCCACUUGGUAUGAGCUCCGAAUUACGGCUCACAAUAGUGCUGGGUCAACAACAGCGCAUUUCACAAGUGCCACAACAACAGUUUUGGGAGCAACAGUUGCUCCAGUGAGUGAGAGACAAAACCUGAAAAGUAUCUUACACUUCUAUGAGGAUGUUUAUUUAAUGGUACCUAUUGUCUGCUCAAGUAUCCUCAUGCUGUCUGCAGGGAUAUUUUUCUAUGUGGCCAUACACAGAAAACACUGUCUGCAAAGUGCAGAACGGAAAAAUAGCCUAGGUGUACCUGAGAGCUUAAGCAUUAGCAAGGAAGCUGCUGAAAUGGACAAUAAGAAGAAUUUUCAACAAAUAUAUUCAUCAUCACCAACCAAAUCCGAUGGGCACCAUAAAGCCACAGAAAAAUCUUCUGAAAUAUAUGAGAUGAGCCCAUACGCAACAUUUGCUGUUUCACCAGAUCCUCCAAGGCUGAUGAGUGCUCCAACUCUGGACUACACAUUGCAAUUCAAAACCUUUGGACACUCAGAGAAUUACAGUGGUGUCCAACAUGAAUGCUCACACACAGUUAACAAGAAACACAAAUGUGCACCCACUCAUGUAGACAGUGAGAGGCAGUCAGCUCUCCACAGACAUGGCAGUAUUAAGCAACAGCACACCAAAGGUGAAAUAAGACAGAAUUCUGAAUCUGACUCCAGUGGAAGUCCAUCUGUAGUAAGCAGCUACAGAGUGCCGAUCAAACAGCCUGUUGGAAGAAGUCUAGAGAUAUACAGGGUUGACUCCAGCACUGAAUCAAAUGAAACAUCACCCCAUUUUCAAAGAAGACCAAUGCCCCAUCAGUUUACUGCAGAACACAGUGACAGACAAAUAUCAUCUCACAGCAGGUAGUCAAGGUGCCAGCGACAAGAGAACCAUGAUAAAUCAUGGUACAUGAUUCAUGUUUGAGAAGUUAAGACUAAUCACGUAUCUACCCCUGACAUAAAUAAGGACUUAAAGGUAAAUGCUACAUACUAUGAAGACAAGUAUUUCAACCAACAGAGAAAGUGCAGGCUAGCAUAAGGGACAUGAUUUCAUAAUAUCACAAGUUUCUUCUUUGACUCUAAUGAAAUAAAUUAGGAGUUGUGAAGACAGCAUGGAGUAUGAAUGUAAUGAUAAGCUGUUCAUAAAUGGUGGUAAGAUAUUACAGAUGCGAAGAUAUAUGGACAAAAAAGUGACAAAAAAUAUUCAGCAAAGUGAAAUACUUAUUCUUACAAAAAAAUUAGUGAUGAACGGUAUGAAGUAAAUAAACUAUAUAUGAACAAUACUUCUUGCUGCAGAGACUCAAGAGGAAAUGGAAAGAAUAACUUGUGGAGAAAAAUGGGGAGGGGGGGGUUUACAGUGGAAGGAGUAAACAUCAGUGAUACAAAUGAAAGCAGAAAGGAGGACAAAGCAAUAAGGCAAGAGGAAAAUAAUUUCUAGAAACAAGUAAUAGAUGAAAUGCCAGAAGAGAAAAGUGAGGCUUGAUACUUCAGAAAGUGAAGGGAGAGGAGAUACUGUGGAACGUGGGUCAGUAUGACUGGAAGACAGUCAAGCAGCUGUCCAUGUUUGUGUAUGUUUUAUGACAGUACAAGGUCUUUCAAGUACAGACAAUUUUUACUGAGAUUUUUGUAAUGUGUCCUCACGUGAUCAUUAUUUUAAAUAUCACUUCAACUUUGGCUGAUGAGACAAACGUGUGGCAGGUUCCUGCCUCUGGUGGGGUUAACUAAAUUUUUCAAGGCAAACACAUGCUACUCAACAAUCAGUUGGACAAUCUUUGCAUGCCACAUUAGUUAACAGUAACAUGUUAAAACUGAAUUCUGAAGCAGAGAUAUGUAUAUGGGAUAAUUUUAAGACUUGUUCUGGGUGUACUGUUGAUGAAUUCAAGUGAAGUCAAUACUUUUUAAUACCAGUAAGCAACUAAAAAGAGAAAGGACGUCUCACAUGCUUACAGACAUUGAAUGUUCAUGGGAGGGGGCGAAUAGUGUGACAAAUCAUUACCGUAACAGUGAUGGGUAGUAAAGUGUGAGCUUUGAAAGCAUGUAAAGACAGGCAAGGGCCGGGGGGAUAUGGUUGGUGUUGAUAAAAAUGGCUAUAGUUUGUAUGUAGUACAAGGUUCAGUACAUCACACCAGAAUUACUGUUUAAUGUAGAUUUCAAGAUUGUGUAUGGUGUUCAAGUAGGAAGUUGAUAGAUGUUACCAACUUAAAAGCUGAAUGCCUAUACACUGACAUUUCAGCCUGCAUCAACAGUGUCUUACAUCAAAGUUCAUCUGUCCACCUUUCAUACUGACACACAAUUAACAAAGAUGUCAAUAAAUACCAGUGAAGACUGUUACAUGCAUUUAUUACAUGCAUGCAUUAACAAUUUUGUAUGUGAUUAAAAAAAUGAGACCCUAUUUUGCAACAUUUCUCAGGUCAUCAG